CAGUGGUCCCCGGAUCCUCGCCCCGAUCCACGUUCCAGACCCCGGCGCCCGAGGGCCAUGGCCGGCCAAGGGGACUGCUGCGUCAAGGUGGCCGUCAGGAUCCGGCCGCAGCUGUCAAAGGAGAAAAUUGAGGGCUGUCACAUCUGCACCUCCGUCACCCCGGGCGAGCCCCAGGUGCUUCUGGGGAAGGACAAGGCCUUCACCUACGACUUCGUCUUUGACCUGGACACCUGGCAGGAGCAUGUCUAUGCGACCUGCGUGCGCAGACUUGUCGAGGGCUGCUUCGAGGGCUACAAUGCCACCGUGCUGGCCUAUGGGCAGACGGGGGCGGGGAAGACGUACACCAUGGGUACCGGCUUCGACACGGUGACGGCCGAGGAGGAGCAGGGCAUCAUCCCGCGGGCCAUUGCGCACCUGUUCGGGGGCAUCGCCGAGCGCAAGCAGCGGGCACAGGAGCAGGGCGUGGCUGAGCCGGAGUUCAAAGUCAGCGCUCAGUUCCUGGAGCUCUACAACGAGGAGAUCCUGGACCUGUUCGAUGGCACCCGGGACCCCGACGCCCGCCACCGCAGGUCCAACAUCAAGAUCCACGAGGACGCGAACGGUGGCAUCUACACCACAGGCGUCACCUCCCGCCUCAUCAACUCCCAGGAGGAGCUGAUCCAGUGCCUGCGGCAGGGCGCCCUGUCCCGCACCACAGCCAGCACCCAGAUGAACGUGCAGAGCUCCCGUUCGCACGCCAUCUUCACCAUCCACGUCUGCCAGAUGCGCGUCUGCGCCCAGCCCGAGCCGGUGGCGGAGGUGGUGACCGGGCUCCCGGAGGGCGCCGCUCCCAGGAGGGAGUAUGAGACGCUCACAGCCAAGUUUCACUUCGUGGACCUGGCCGGCUCUGAGCGGCUGAAGCGGACGGGGGCCACCGGCGAGCGGGCCAAGGAGGGCAUCUCCAUCAACUGCGGCCUGCUGGCUUUGGGCAACGUGAUCAGUGCCUUGGGGGACCAGAGCAAGAAGGUGGUCCACGUGCCCUACAGGGACUCCAAGCUCACCCGGCUCCUCCAGGACUCGCUCGGGGGCAACAGCCAGACCAUCAUGAUCGCCUGUGUGAGCCCUUCGGACCGGGACUUCAUGGAGACGCUCAACACACUCAAAUAUGCCAACCGGGCCCGAAACAUCAAGAACAAGGUGGUGGUGAACCAGGACAAGACCAGCCAGCAGAUCAGCGCGCUGCGAGCCGAGAUCGCGCGGCUGCAGAUGGAGCUCAUGGAGUACAAGGCGGGCAAGAGGGUGAUUGGGGAGGACGGCAGCGAGGGCUACAGCGACCUGUUCCGGGAGAACGCGAUGCUGCAGAAGGAGAACGGGGCCCUGCGCCUGCGCGUGAAGGCCAUGCAGGAGGCCAUCGACGCCAUCAACAGCCGCGUCACCCAGCUCAUGAGCCAGGAGGCCAGCCUGCUGCUGGCCAAGGCCGGUGACAGCAACGAGGCCAUCGGCGCGCUGAUCCAGAGCUACAUCCGGGAGAUCGAGGAGCUGCGGACGAAGCUGCUGGAGAGCGAGGCCAUGAACGAGUCCCUGCGUCGCAGCCUCUCCCGGGCCUCAUCGCGGGGCCCCUGCUCCCUGGGGGCCUCUCCGGCCGCUCCGGGCUUCGGCGGCAGCCCCGCCAGCUCCCUGGAGGACGCCUCCGAGGUCAUCCGCCGGGCCAAGCAGGACCUGGAGCGCCUCAAGAAGAAGGAAAUCCGGCAGCGGAGAAAGAGCCCAGAGAAGGAGGCCUUCAAAAAGAGGGCGAAACUCCAACAGGAAAACAGCGAGGAGACGGACGAGAAUGAAGACAACGAGGAGGAGGAGGAGCCAGACGAGAGCGGCUGUGAAGAGGAGGAAGGGCGUGAGGACGAGGACGAGGACUCGGGCAGCGACGAGAGCCUGGCAGACUCGGACUCGGACGCCGAGGGGAAGGAGGUCAACUACCAGGCCGACCUGGCCGACUUGACGUGCGAGAUCGAGAUCAAGCAGAAGCUGAUCGACGAGCUGGAGAACAGCCAGCGGCGGCUGCAGACGCUCAAGCACCAGUACGAGGAGAAGCUGAUCCUGCUGCAGAACAAGAUCAGGGACACGCAGCUGGAGCGUGACCGGGUGCUGCAGAACCUCAGCACCAUGGAGUGCUACACCGAGGAGAAGGCCAACAAGAUCAAGGCCGACUACGAGAAGCGGCUCCGCGAGAUGCACCGCGACCUGCAGAAGCUGCAGGCCGCGCAGAAGGAGCACGCGCGGCUGCUCAAGAACCAGUCCCGCUACGAGAGGGAGCUGAAGAAGCUGCAGGCCGAGGUGGCCGAGAUGAAGAAGGCCAAGGUGGCCCUGAUGAAGCAGAUGCGUGAGGAGCAGCAGCGGCGGCGGCUGGUGGAGACCAAGAGGAACCGGGAGAUCGCGCAGCUGAAGAAGGAGCACCGGCGACAGGAGUUCCAGAUCCGAGCCCUGGAGUCCCAGAAGCGGCAGCAGGAGCUGGUCCUGAGGCGGAAGACCCAGGAGGUGUCCGCCCUGAGGCGCCUGGCCAAGCCCAUGUCUGACCGGGUGGCCGGGCGCGUGGGGCCGAAGCCGCCCAUGCUGGACUCGGGGGCCGAGGUGUCGGCCAGCACCUCGUCGGAGGCUGAGUCGGGGGCCCGCUCGGUCUCCACCAUCGUGCGCCAGUGGAACCGAAAAAUCAACCACUUCCUGGGGGACCACCCCGCCUCCAGCGUCCACGGCGCCCGCCCUGCCAGAAAGAAGCUCCAGAAGAAGGGCACCAGCCAGAGCUACAGCAAGGCCGCGCGGCUCAAGUGGCAGUCGCUGGAGCGGAGGAUCAUCGACAUCGUCAUGCAGCGGAUGACCAUCGUCAACCUGGAGGCCGACAUGGAGCGGCUCAUCAAGAAAAGGGAGGAGCUGUCCCACCUGCAGGAGGCGCUGCGGCGGAGGCGGGAGCGGCUGCAGGCCGAGAGCCCAGAGGACAAGGCGCUGCAGGAGCUGGCCGAGGAGAUGGAGGUGCUGGCGGCCAACAUCGACUACGUCAACGACAGCAUCUCCGACUGCCAGGCCACCAUCGUGCAGCUGGAGGAGACCAAGGAGGAGCUGGACUCCACAGACACGUCGGUGGUCAUCAGUUCCUGCUCCCUGGCCGAGGCCCGCCUCCUGCUGGACAACUUCCUCAAGGCGUCCAUUGACAAGGGGCUGCAGGUGGCCCAGAAGGAGGCCCAGAUCCGGCUGCUGGAGGGGCGGCUGAGGCAGACGGACAUCGCAGGCUCCUCCCAGAACCACCUGCUCCUGGACGCUCUGCGCGAGAAGGCGGAGGCCCACCCCGAGCUCCAGGCCCUCAUCCACAACGUGCAGCAGGAGAACGGCUACGCCAGCACAGAUGAGGAGGUCUCAGAGUUCUCCGAGGGCAGCUUCUCACAGUCAUUCACCAUGAAAGGUUCCACCAGCCACGAUGAUUUCAAGUUCAAGGGGGAGCCCAAGCUGUCGGCCCAGAUAAAGGCCGUGUCGGCCGAGUGCCUGGGGCCCCCGCUGGACGUCUCCACCAAGAACAUCACCAAGUCGCUGGCCUCGCUGGUGGAGAUCACAGAGGACGGCGCGGGCUUCUCCGUCCGAGACCCCUACUUCCGGGACAAGGUCUCGCGCACCGUCAGCCUGCCCACCAGAGGCAGCACCUUCCCCCGCCAGUCCCGAGGCGCCGACACGUCCCCCCUGACCCGGAGGAAGUCGUACGACCGGGGGCAGCCCGCCAGGUCCACAGACGUGGGGUUCACGCCCCCCUCGUCCCCUCCCACACGGCCACGCAAUGAUCGCAACGUCUUCUCCCGCCUCACCAGCCAUCAGAGCCAGGGGUCGGCACUGGACAAGUCUGACGACAGCGACUCCUCCGUGUCGGAGGUCCUGAGGGGCAUCAUCUCGCCAGUGGGAGGAGCCAAGGGCGGGCGGACGGCCCCGCUGCAGUGCGUCUCCACGGCCGAGGGCCACACCAAGCCUGUCCUCUGCCUGGACGCUACGGACGAGCUGCUCUUCACGGGCUCCAAAGACCGCAGCUGCAAGAUGUGGAACCUGGUCACGGGGCAGGAGAUCGCCGCCCUGAAGGGCCACCCCAACAACGUGGUCUCCAUCAAGUACUGCAGCCACUCGGGGCUUGUGUUCUCCGUGUCCGCCGCCUACAUCAAGGUGUGGGACAUCCGGGACUCGGCCAAGUGCGUCCGGACCCUCACGUCCUCAGGCCAGGUGAUCUCCGGGGACGCCUGCGCGGCCACGCCCACCCGUGCUGUCAGCGGCGCUCAGGGCGAGCACCCGAUCAACCAGAUCGCGCUCAGCCCCUCGGGCACCGCGCUGUACGCCGCCUCGGGCAACGCUGUCCGCAUCUGGGAGCUCGGCAGGUUCCAGCCCGUCGGCAAGCUGACCGGCCACAUCGGGCCCGUCAUGUGCCUGACGGUCACCCAGACGGCCAGCCAGCACGACCUGGUGGUGACCGGCUCCAAGGACCACUACGUCAAGACGUUCGAGCUGGGGGAGUGCGUGGCCGGCACCAUCGGCCCCACCCACAACUUCGAGCCUCCGCACUAUGACGGCAUCGAGUGCCUGGCCAUCCACGGGGACAUCCUCUUCAGCGGCUCCCGGGACAAUGGCAUCAAGAAGUGGGACCUGGAGCAGCAGGAGCUCAUCCAGCAAAUCCCCAACGCACACAAGGACUGGGUGUGUGCCCUGGCCUUCGCCCCGGGCCGCCCCACGCUGCUGAGUGCCUGCCGCGCGGGCGUCAUCAAGGUCUGGAACGUGGACAACUUCACGCCCAUCGGCGAGAUCAAGGGCCACGAGAGCCCCGUCAACGCCAUCUGCACCAACUCCAAGCACAUCUUCACCGCCUCCAGUGACUGCCGGGUGAAGCUGUGGACUUACGUCCCUGGACUCACCCCCUGCCUUCCUCGCCGGGUCCUGGCCAUAAAGGGCCGUGCCACCACCCUGCCCUGACCCCGCCUCCUCUCGCCCUCCCCUCUCCC
Molecule: messenger RNA, 4994 nt
Organism: Pteronotus mesoamericanus
Lineage: Eukaryota; Metazoa; Chordata; Mammalia; Chiroptera; Mormoopidae
Gene: KIF21B
Product: kinesin family member 21B
Exons: 35
Coding region: 58-4965 (1635 amino acids)
Biological process (GO): spindle elongation; microtubule-based movement; mitotic spindle organization
Cellular component (GO): microtubule associated complex
Molecular function (GO): microtubule binding; ATP binding; microtubule motor activity
Source: RefSeq, a predicted model, not a curated record